UCCCAUUAUUUUAAAUGUUUGUAACUUUCGCCCCCUGUCGCUCUCUUUAAUAAACUUCUUUCACGCCGUAAAAAUGGCCGAUCAAAACGAAAGAGCUUUCCAACGGCAACCGACAAUAUUUCUCAACCGUAAAAAGGGCGUAGGCCCAAAGCGACGCAAAUCUCUUCGUUAUUAUCGUGAAGUUGGACUUGGUUUUAAGACUCCACGAGAGGCUAUCGAAGGAUCGUACAUCGACAAAAAAUGCCCCUUCACUGGUAAUGUGUCCAUUCGAGGACGUAUUCUUACCGGCGUGGUGCAGAAAAUGAAGAUGCAGCGCACCAUUGUGAUCCGUCGCGACUAUCUUCAUUAUGUCAGGAAAUAUAAUCGUUUUGAAAAGAGGCAUCGUAACAUGUCCGUGCAUCUUUCCCCCUGCUUUAGGGAUGUGGAAAUUGGAGACGUCGUCACAAUUGGAGAAUGCAGGCCCCUCUCAAAAACCGUCAGAUUCAACGUAUUAAAAGUUACAAAGGGCAGUAGUUCAAAGAAGAGUUUCAGGAAGUUUUAAAUGAUUCAAUAAAAUUUUCUAAGUUAUU
Molecule: messenger RNA, 569 nt
Organism: Anoplophora glabripennis (Asian longhorned beetle)
Lineage: Eukaryota; Metazoa; Arthropoda; Insecta; Coleoptera; Cerambycidae
Gene: RpS11
Product: 40S ribosomal protein S11
Exons: 4
Coding region: 74-541 (155 amino acids)
Biological process (GO): translation
Cellular component (GO): ribosome; cytosolic small ribosomal subunit
Molecular function (GO): structural constituent of ribosome
Source: RefSeq, a predicted model, not a curated record